Anguilla anguilla (European eel) is the source of this 3555-nucleotide messenger RNA. RefSeq names its product pleckstrin homology domain-containing family F member 1-like. The transcript has 2 exons. NCBI's taxonomy places the organism in Eukaryota, Metazoa, Chordata, Actinopteri, Anguilliformes, Anguillidae. Gene Ontology annotation, molecular function: phosphatidylinositol binding; metal ion binding. Bases 887 to 1768 code for a protein of 293 amino acids. The record is from RefSeq and is a predicted model, not a curated record.
CACCUAACAAUUCAGAUCAGGUCUCCAUGUUUCUUUCCUUUCUGUAAUCAGUCAUUUGCUUUUACCUUACAUGCACUAUGCAUGAAUGUCAAAAUAGUAUGGCCCUGUGUUUCAUUUAAUUCAUGCAUGAUUUUCGUCUCUUCAUUCUGUGAUGUGAGUUUUGCUCUAUAAAAAACCAGAACCCUGCUAUGAUACAGGUUCUACCGUUUGUCCAGAGACAACAACUGAGCCUGGAAGGAAGAGGUGUGUUUUAGCCAUUUUCAAAAGGCCCGUCUUGGCGGCAGAAUGAGGUUAGACAGGUUGCACCGGCGGUGUGAUAGACUGUAACAGAUCUGUCAGAUUUGAUUGAUGCGUUUCUCCGCGGAUGACCAGUCAAGCCGCGCAAGAUUCCACCCCUCCUCCGCCCCUCACUUUCUCCGGCAGCAAAAUGCAAACCACUGUACAUAAAAGGAUGUGUUUGCAUUUGCAUCUCGUUGGGCUUGAGGAAGCGAGAGCGCGUGGGUGCUUCUGCUCUUUAGCCUGGGGGGGAAUUGGACAAGCAGAUAAAAGGAACUGCGAACACUGGCGACUCUUCUCUUCUGAAUCAUCCCAGGACCCAACUGUUGCUACACAGACCGGCUUCUUCCCUGACUGUCCUGGAGCUAGCCAGUUGCUGCUGCCGCUGCCGCUGCUGGAGUCAACAUACUUUCCCUCACUCUCCAGGAACUGUUGCUUCGGAUUGGAACGUAUCCAGUUAUCCAUUGUCACUCUAGAAACUACCCACGUUACGGAGACGACCGAAACAAAGACAUUGUCCGUCACUCCAAGGACGAGGCCGCCGCCGUGGAGACAGGCGUAAUUUACUGUCACCUCAGCUGCUAACUGAACACAGGGUGACACGCUGGGCAUGGGGCAUCAGCUGGCCUUCACGGAGCAGAACGCCGAGCGCAUCCUGGCGGUGCAGGGGCUCUUCGGCACUUCGGGCAAGCCCUUGGCCAAGCCGGGCCGCGUCCUGGUCGGGGAGGGGCACCUCCUCAAGCUGUGCCGGCGGAGCCCGCAGCCCAGGGCCUUCUUCCUCUUCAACGACAUCCUGGUGUACGGCAGCGUCGUCAUCCUCGGCCGCUGGUACGCCAACCAGCAGGUGGUGGCGCUGGAGGACGUGUCGCUGGAGGACGCGGAGGACGGGCUGGACAUGAAGCACCAGUGGCUGGUCCGCACGCCGCGCAAGUCCUUCUAUGUGUCGGCGGCGUCGGCCGAGGAGAAGCGGGCGUGGAUGGAGCACAUCGGCGAGUGCCGGGCCGAGCGGCUGCGGCGCACGGGCAAGCCGGCGGGCACGCGCUUCGCCGCCGUCUGGGUGCCCGACCGCGCCUCGGCCGUCUGCAUGCGCUGCUGCAGCCGCUUCGGCCUGGCGCAGCGGCGCCACCACUGCCGGCGCUGCGGCUUCGUGGUGUGCGCCUCCUGCUCCCGGGCGCGCCGCGUCAUCCCCGAAAUCUCGCCCAAGCCCGUGCGCGUCUGCCGGCUCUGCCACCAGGGGAGCCCGCCGCCCGACCCACCGGAGCAGGGCGCCACCCUGGCCGGCCGCGGCCGCGGCGGCAGCGACGGGAAAAACUCGUCCGAGGAGGACGAGUCGCCGUACGAGCCGUCCAGCGGGGAGGACGAUUGCGAGGAAGGGUACGCGGAGCUCGCUCCCGCUCAGUGGGAAUCGCAGAACCACGUCAGGAACAGCUCCUGGUCACCGUACGUCGACUUGAGCAAUCAUCUCCAGAUUUCUGACAUGGGCAACUAUUAACGCAAACAAUGCAGAGCUACAGCCUUCACGGAACUGAAGUGUAAACAUGUACACCUCCACAACAGCAGUGAAUGCUUUCUUUGUGUGUAAAAAAAUGUGUAUAGCCUAAAGCAAUGUAUGUAUUUAGCUGCAAUAUUUCUGCUUCAUCAAAGCGUCCAUAUGUUCAUCUGUUGUGUAAUGGUUGAUAUUGUGACCAGACGCACAAGAAAAAAACAUGCAUGAUUUAUAUGACUGAAAAUGACUCUCGUGUUGGACACACAAACCACAUCUUUCAUUUUCUAAGAUUCAUGACUUUAUUGCUUUAUCAUUUUAUGAAAAAGGUAGAAUAUCAGGUGUCCCAUUUCCUUGCCCUUCUGUUUGUGAACUGAAAUGAACAACCUGAACUCUAUCAUUUAAAGUGAGCAACUGAAAAAAUAACCUGAAAUUAAACUGUAUGUCACUGUCAAAAUAAAUAUGAUCCUUAGUCCCAGACGAGCAAGGUCUCCAUCUGUGGAUUUAUAGAUUGCUGAUGAAAAACUUGCCCUGAGGAAGAGACUUUGUGUUCUCUGCCCAAGGGAUGCCCAUGCCCAUGUCUUUAAGCUCAAAGAUGUCUAUUCAUGUGCAAACUGCUCUUCUUUAUUAUGAUGAUUAUUAUUUGUAGCAGUAGUACUAAUAGUAGUAGUAGUAUUAGUAUUGGAUAUUUAAAAAUAAAAUACAUGAACUUUUAACAGCUUAUGGAAAAUUGAUAGUACUGUAUCAAGAUUUGGUGGGUUUUUACUAUUAUAUUCACUUGCUAUAUGCAUCAGUUAUUAUGGCAUAAAUCUGGGCUCACAGUGGUGCUGUAACAGUUUAUGGAAUAGUAUUCUUCAUAUACUGUCAAUGUCCAUUAAGUAGCACUUAUAGGAAACAUAAAAGCUAGCUUAUAAGCUAACUAUAAGUAUAGCACACGGCAAGUAACUACAGAACUAACUAUAAGUAAAAAGUACUAAUCGUUAACUUCUAAGUAUUUUUGAAUGGUAAGGCCUGCAAUCUUGCAUAUGGUGGGACUUAUUUGCUAAAAAUAGUGCAGCGUGCUCCAAACAAGUGAGCAGUCCUGUAGAACGGCAUUCCGUGCUUCAGGGCUUUUUAACAUAGCUGUAGGCUCUGUGUCAACACUAUAGAACACUGUUGCCUCUAACUCUGUUGCUAGUGAAAAAAAAAAAGCAAUGGCAACAAUACACAUACCAUUGCGUAAAUUCUGUGAACAAAGUCGUCUUUUGUCUUCGAGAAAAUCAGCAACAUGACCAGCUCUCUGGCCAGGGGGAAAUGGGAAGUGGGAUGUGGGGAGGAACAUGCAAUUUAGACUAAUGUCUAAACAAAGAACCAGAAAAUGCACUUUCCUUGUCUUUCCUUAAGCCAAAAGGUGCCAUAAAUGUCCCUCACACAAACCCCCAGAGACAAGACUUAAUACAAUUAAAAAUAAAAGAUAUUCAUUUUUAUUUUUAUUUUUCUUUUAUGACAUAGGUUAUGAUAUAAUGUUUUUGUGGCUAAGUGACUCAUAUUUGUCAGGGAUAUGUGUACGGAACCGUUUUGUGAAGCAGUAUAAACCUUUGCUUGUGGAAACGGGCCUGGCUCAGAAGGGAGUAAUGAUCGAGGGAUUCUUUUUUUUUUAAUUUGUAGAAAAUAUACCUGUUCUAAAAACUGCGCUCCGAAAAGUUAGGGGAUUUUUCUAUUGUGCAACCUGGGUCAAACCAUACAAGAGGCUGUGGUUCUUUUUUUAAACUCUUCAUUCUUCUUAAUUUCUCAAAUAAAGUGAAACUCAAACAGAA